CCUGCCAGCUAGCCAAUGGCAGCGCCGCUGGGUUCUUUCCCGCCCCUUCCGGCGGCCUCGCUCUGGUGGCGUUGGCUAGCAACGGCGGAGGCGAUGGACGCAGCGGUGCAGCGGGCCCUGCUCAAUUACUACUGUCAGGAAUGCUACUUUCACCACGUUCGGGCCGCGGCGGAGGAGGCGCUGGGCCGGCUGGGCAGCGACCCGGUGUUCCAUUUCUACCGGGCGUACGGCGCGCUGCGCACAGGUGAUAUCCAAGAGGGUAUUCGACAACUGGAAUCCAUUAAGAACAGACAGGAGGUGUCACUUUGUGCAAUGAUGGCACUGAUCUAUGCCCAUAAAAAGAGCCCUAAUCCAGAUCGGGAUGCUAUUCUAGAGUUGGAUACAAAACUGAAGGAGCAACGAAAAACAGCAGGACAACAGGCUCUUUAUUUCGCUGGCUUAUUUUUGUGGCAUCUUGGUCGUGAAGACAAGGCCCGGGAAUAUGUUGAUAGGGUGAUCAAAGUUUCUAGUGGUGAUAAAGAGGGAUUGAUUCUGAAAGCAUGGCUUGAUCUCACUUGUGGGAAAGAAACUCAUAUUAAAAAAGCUGUGAAGUACUUUGAUGAAGCACUGCAGGAAGGGAAUGAUGUUUUUGCUCUCCUUGGUAAAACACAAUAUUUUGAGAUCCGACAGAAUUAUUCAGGAGCUCUGGAAACAGUGAACCAGAUAAUUGCAAACUUUCCAAACUUCCUUCCUGCUUUCAUAAAGAAAAUGAAGCUACAGCUAGCCUUGCAGGACUGGGAACAGGCAAUUGAAACAGCACAUAGGCUAUUGCAGAAAGAUGCUCUCAACUUAGAGGCCACAAGAAUGGAGGCCCUGCAUUUUCUGUGCAGGGAAGGCAAUAUACGUGAGGCUUCGACAAGACUGAGCGACCUACUUAAAGCAUUGGACAGGUUGGAGCCAAGUAAUUCACAGCUCCUCUAUAAAAUGGCUUUAGCUUUCAGUAGAACAUGUGGCCGGAACCAACUCAUCCUUCAGCACACACAAACGUUAGUUGAAAGAGCAUUUAAUUUGGAUUCUGACAAUGCAGAAUUCGCUACGGAGCUUGGCUACCAAAUGAUUUUACAAGGGAAAGUGAAAGAAGCUUUAAAAUGGUAUAAGACUGCUAUGAAACUUGAUGAAACAAGUGUUUCUGCCCUAACUGGAAUUAUUCGUUGUCAGCUAAUACAAGGGCAGCUAGAAGAUGCAGAGCAGCAGUUGGAGUUUCUUAAUGAAAUCCAGCAGUCCAUUGGAAAAUCUGGGGAAUUAUCUUUCUUGCGUGUGGUCCUUGCUAUGAAAAAACAAAAGAGACAAGAAGAAGUGAUUGCCUUGCUGAAUGAUGUUCUGGAUACCCACUUCUCAUCUUUGCAUGGUUUUCCUCUUGGUGUGGAGUAUUUUGAAAAACUGAAUCCCGAUUUCUUGCUAGAAAUUAUUAGGGAAUAUCUUAGUUUUUGCCCGGCACAGCCUGCAAGUCCUGGGCAGUCUCCUUCACCACUUCUCAAGCACUGUGCUUCUGUUCUUGAAACUGUGGUAAAAACUGUGCCAGGUCUUCAACAAGCUGUUUUUUUAAUUGCAAAGGUGAAAUAUUUAUCAGGGGAUAUUGAGGCAGCCCAUACUAAUCUUCAUUACUGUCUGGAAAGGGAUCCUUCUUAUGCAGAUGCACACUUACUGAUGGCCCAGGUCUAUUUGGCUCAGAACAACACUAAACUGUGUUCUCAAUCCCUGGAACUCUGCCUGAGCUACAAUUUUGAGGUGAGAGAACAUCCAGUUUAUCACUUAAUUAAGGCUCAAACCCUGAAGAAGAUGGGUGAAUUAUCAGAAGCUAUCAAGACCUUACAGAUGGCAAGGAAUUUGCCUGGAAUGAGAAAACAUACAGCUUCCUCAAAGGCGAAAGGGAAAAGAAUUGAAGUUGAUACAAGUGAUCGUGUGGCUGUCUUUCUAGAACUAGUAGAGGCUCAUUGUUUGAAUGGAGAACCGCAUGAGGCCGCUGUAGUACUGCAAGAUGCCAUUGAUGAAUUUUCUGGAACUCCUGAGGAAUUAAGGGUCAUGAUUGCAAAUGCAGAUCUGGCAAUUGCUCAAGGAGAUGUUGAACAAGCCUUGACUGUGCUCCGAAAUAUUACACCUGAACAGCCUUACUUUGUACAAGCUAAGCUGAAGAUGGCAGACAUCUAUCUUCAGUGCAGGAGAGAUAAGAAGUUAUAUGCUGCCUGCUACAGAGACCUGGUAGAAAAACUGCCAAGUGCUCAUACAUUUCUUCUUCUUGGUGAUGCAUAUAUGAAUAUUCAAGAGCCUGAUGAAGCCGUCGAAGUCUAUGAGCAGGCUUUGAAGAAAAAUCCAAAAGAUCCAGCUUUAGCAAGUAAAAUUGGAAAAGCCUUAAUCAAAACACAUAACUAUUCAAAGGCAAUCAGUUACUACGAGGCUGCCCUGAAAAGUGGUCAGCAGAGUUUUCUUUGCUAUGACUUGGCUGAACUUUUAAUGAAACUAAAGCAGUAUGAAAAGGCAGAAGUAGCACUUCAGCAAGCUUUAGAUCACGAGUAUGUUAAUGAACUGUCUUCUCUGAUGGAAGAUGGACGUUACCAGGUUCUGUUAGCAAAAAUUUACAGCAAAAUGGAGAAGAUUGAUGAAGCUAUCGCUUCAUUACAGCAGGCUCGGGAAUUACAAGCCAGAGUACUUAAGCGGGCUCAGACAGAACAGCCAGAUGCAGUUCCUGCACAGAAACAGUUAGCAGCUGAAAUUUGUGCUGAGAUUGCAAAGCAUUGUACAGUUCAGCGAAACUAUGAAAAAGCAAUUAAAUUUUACAAAGAAGCACUUGUUCACUGUGAAACUGAUAAAAAGGCAAUGUUGGAACUAGCACGUUUGUAUCUUGCACAAGAUGAUAAUGACGCCUGUCAGCAUCAGUGUUCCUUGUUACUGAGGAAUGAGCAAGAUAACGAAGCAGCAACGAUGAUGAUGGCUGACCUUAUGUUCAGGAAGCAAGACUAUGAACAAGCAGUCUUUCAUUUCCAGCAGCUCCUCGAACGCAAGCCAGAUAACUAUGCCACUCUCUCACGAUUAAUUGAUCUGUUAAGAAGAGCUGGGAAACUAGAAGAAGUCCCAAGGUUUCUUUUAAUGGCUGAAAAAUAUUCUUCCAGAGCAAAGCUUGAACCAGGCUUUCACUACUGCAAGGGACUGUAUCUCUGGUAUACAGGUGAACCAAAUGAUGCACUCCGCCAUUUUAAUAAAGCUCGAAAGGACAAUGACUGGGGACAGAAUGCAGUCUACAACAUGAUUGAAAUUUGUUUGAACCCAGAUAACGAAACUAUAGGUGGUGAAGUCUUUGAAAAUCUGGAUGCUGACAUAGGUAAUUCAACAGAGAAGCAGGAGUCUGUGCAGUUGGCUGUAAGAACAGCAGAAAAUCUUCUGAAGGAACUCAAGCCCCAGACCAUUCAGGGUCACAUUCAGCUGCGAAUCAUGGAAAAUUAUUGUCUCAUGGCAACCAAACAAAAAUCAAACGUCGAACGAGCACUGAACACUUUCACUGAAAUAGUAGUGGCUGAGAAAGAUCACAUACCAGCACUUCUGGGAAUGGCUACAGCCUACAUGAUCUUGAAACAGACUCCACGAGCUAGAAAUCAUUUAAAACGGAUUUCAAAAAUGAACUGGAAUCCCAUUGAUGCAGAGGAGUUUGAAAAGAGUUGGCUUCUGCUUGCAGACAUAUAUAUUCAGUCUUCAAAAUAUGAUACAGCAGGUGAAUUAUUAAAACGAUGCCUUCGGCAUAACAAGUCCUGUUGCAAGGCUUAUGAAUACAUGGGAUACAUAAUGGAAAAGGAACAAGCAUACAAGGAUGCAGCAAUAAAUUAUGAGAUGGCGUGGAGAUAUGGAAAUCAAUCAAAUCCAACAAUAGGAUACAAGUUGGCUUUCAAUUACCUGAAAGGAAAGAGAUAUGUUGAUGCAAUUACUAUUUGUCAUAAGGUCCUUGAAGCACAUCCAAACUAUCCAAAGAUCAGGAAGGAAAUACUUGACAAGGCCCGUGCAUCAUUAAGAACAUAACUUUUUUUUUUUGAAACUGAUUGACUUAUUAGUAUAAGGUGCCUUCAGAAGCUAUUGCAGUGACAAUGUCAGCACGAAUGUAUGGUGAAUAUGAUUAAUUUGCAUUGAAUUAAAAGUCUGGAUUAUUUUCAAGAAAAGUCUGCAGCCCUGGAAGGAAUUGUAGCUAUUCUGCAGAAAA
This is a messenger RNA of Meleagris gallopavo (turkey), 4222 nucleotides long. RefSeq names its product tetratricopeptide repeat domain 21B (gene TTC21B). Gene Ontology annotation, biological process: intraciliary retrograde transport; protein localization to cilium. Gene Ontology annotation, molecular function: protein binding. The record is from RefSeq and is a predicted model, not a curated record. Gene Ontology annotation, cellular component: intraciliary transport particle A. NCBI's taxonomy places the organism in Eukaryota, Metazoa, Chordata, Aves, Galliformes, Phasianidae.